Molecule: messenger RNA, 1758 nt
Organism: Echinops telfairi (small Madagascar hedgehog)
Lineage: Eukaryota; Metazoa; Chordata; Mammalia; Afrosoricida; Tenrecidae
Gene: LGI2
Product: leucine rich repeat LGI family member 2
Exons: 7
Coding region: 1-1308 (435 amino acids)
Biological process (GO): inhibitory synapse assembly
Molecular function (GO): protein binding
Source: RefSeq, a predicted model, not a curated record
AUGGGCUCCUCUGUGCCUCCCUUUGUCCCUAGGAGCCUGGUGAAUGGAACCUUUUUGGAAAUCAAGGACCGGAUGUUUUCCCACCUGCCCUCUCUGCAGCUGCUAUUGUUGAAUUCUAACUCCUUCACAGUCAUCCGGGAUGAUGCUUUCGCUGGGCUUUUCCACCUCGAAUACCUGUUCAUCGAAGGGAACAAAAUCGAAACCAUUUCAAGAAAUGCCUUCCGUGGCCUGCGCGACCUGACGCACCUUUCUUUGGCCAAUAACCACAUCAAAGCCCUCCCCAGGGAUGUCUUCAGCGAUCUAGACUCUCUGAUUGAACUGGAUUUAAGGGGCAAUAAAUUUGAGUGUGACUGCAAAGCCAAGUGGCUGUACCUGUGGCUGAAGAUGACAAAUUCUACUGUCUCGGAUGUCCUGUGCCUGGGCCCUCCGGAAUACCAGGAGAAGAAUCUCAACGAUGUGACCAGCUUUGACUACGAGUGCACCACCACAGGUCAGUCCAUCGUGGGCUGCAAGGCCAUCCUCAUCGAGGACCAGGUGUUUGUGGUGGUCGCCCAGCUCUUCGGCGGCUCCCACAUUUACAAGUAUGACGACAGCUGGACCAAGUUCGUCAAGUUCCAAGACAUAGAAGUGUCCCGCAUCUCCAAGCCCAACGACAUCGAGCUGUUUCAGAUCGACGCUGAGACGUUCUUCGUCAUCGCUGACAGCUCCAAGGCCGGCCUGUCGACCGUGUACAAGUGGAACACCAAAGGCUUCUACUCCUACCAGUCGCUGCACGAGUGGUUCCGGGACACGGAUGCAGAGUUUGUGGACAUCGAUGGAAAGUCCCACCUCAUCCUGUCCAGCCGUUCCCAGGUCCCCAUCAUCCUGCAGUGGAACAAGAGCUCGAAGAAGUUUGUCCCCCACGGCGACAUCCCGAACAUGGAGGACGUGCUGGCCGUGAAGAGCUUCAAGAUGCACAACAGCCUCUACCUGUCCCUCACGCGCUUCAUCGGGGACUCGAGGGUCAUGCGGUGGAACGGAAAGCAGUUUGUGGAGAUCCAGGCACUGCCCUCCCGGGGGGCCAUGACCCUACAGCCCUUUUCCUUCAAAGAGAACCACUACCUGGCCCUGGGCAGUGACUAUACCUUCUCCCAGAUCUACCAGUGGGACCAGGAGAAGCAGCUCUUCGUCAAGUUCAAGGAGAUCUAUGUGCAGGCACCGCGCUCCUUCACGGCCGUCUCCACCGACAGGAGGGAUUUCUUCUUCGCCUCCAGUUUCAAAGGGAAAACGAAGAUUUUCGAACACAUCGUCGUUGACCUGAGCUUGUGAAGGUGGGUGCGGGGAGACGAGGCCAGCCCGGCUCAGACCAAGCUCUCUGGAAGAGAGCGAGGGACGAUGGGUGGGGACCAGAAGGAGCAGGGGGUAGGGCAUGGAGUUAGCAGUUUCCCAAACGCUUAGAACUCGGAUCUUAAUCAGGGACUGCAUUCACUGGCUAGAUGCAUGCUAUGUCCAUUCCACCAUCUUAAACCAACAUCUUACGACCCUGUAAUUAGUGAGAAAAAAAAGAGUCUCGCAUUAAUGCUUACCAUCUAGGGAGGUCAUGUGCUUUAUUCCCCUCUCCUCCUCUACCCCCUUCUCCUCCUCUCUGUUCUCCCCUCCCCUCCCUCCCCUCCUUUCCCUCUCUCUGUCUUCAAUGAGGAGGGAGAACAUUGGAGCAGAUAGGGCAACUCUUUGAAUGAAAUAAAAGAUGUGGCAAAAGCCCACUAGCCAACAAACGAA